CACAAAUUGCAUUUGCACUAUGUGUAAACUCUAGAAAAAAUGUUCAAAAAAAUGUCAGACACUUGUGUCACAACUUUGUAUUAGUCUGUGUCAGACUUAAAAGGCAUGAGAUAAGGCAUUAAUGUCAAUUCGAGCAAUCGUACUGCUAAGUUUUAACUUAUAACCUAUACUAGUAAUAUAAAAAUAUCCAGACUAUUGUAAGGAUAUUGGUUAAUUUCAAAUUGUUUUUGUUUUAUAAAAUGUUUCUGUUAGUUUUUAUAUUUUAGAUAUAUAGUAGAAGUGAGUGGCGUCGAAUUACACCCAAAUUUAGUUAAUAUUUAGUACCAAAAAGUAACAUCAAAAUGAAUUCUAAGAAAUUAAAAAAAAAAAAAGAGGAUAUUUUUUUUUCUAAUCAAAUGCAUGAUAAUCCGGAAGUACUUGUCUUACCACCUAAUAUAUUAGAAAAAUUAGGUAUAAAUUUGGGAAAUAUUCAACCUGGCAUAGACAAUUCAAUAAAUUCUUCAUGUACAGAAAUUGUGGACAGUGUAAAAGAUUUAGUCCCUCCUCUUUUUACUGAACAACCUGGAUUACCUGCUGAAAAUAUUUGCAUAAAUAGUUCUAGUAAAGAAACAUCUAUUCUUAAAACAGCCAAUCUAAUGAAAGAGUCUGUACUUUUAAGUCCCACCUUUUCUGUUUUAAAAUCUUACGACGUAAUGAAUGACGAGGAUUUUUUAAAUAAUUCUGGUGCCUCUAUUGAAAAUAACCAAAUUUCAUCAAAAAUAUCUAAACUAAGUGAAAAUAAUGAAAACGGAUUAAGGAAGAAUCGAGAAAUUGUGAGCCCUCAACAUAAUAGUUUAGAUACUAGUAAAAUGAGAAACGAUAACAUUAGUCCUAGUGGAAAUGAUAAGCCUAAGAAUAAUAGUAUCAUUCAUAAUACAGAUAUUGAAAUGGACAUUCCGAAGUAUAAUAAUGAAUUAACAAAUAAAAUUAUAAUAUCGGAUAACUAUAAAGUCCAAGUAGUAAAAGAUAUAAACCCAAAGAUUACUUUAGAACCUAAAAAUAAAAUUAAUAUAUUAGCGCAUGAAAUUUUGGACGCAAAUAAAAUAAAAGAGUUGAAAAAGAUUCAUAUAUCUGAGUCUAAUUCCCUAAUACCUGUUAGAAUGGAUACAACGUUAUCCAAGAAUAACACAAUAAUAACUGAAAAGCCUGUUCUAAAAAAAUUGGUGUCUCAAAAUUCUUUAAACGAUAUUCAACCAAUGACAGAUAUUUCUAACGGAGUGUACAGUAACGAUAUUAUUCGAAUUGUGGGUACUAAAUUGACAUCAAAAACUGAGGGGAUAAAUAUAUGUAUCAAAGAAUCAAAGGAUGACAAUAAUUACAAAUUAUCAAAUAAAAUAAAUAAAGAUGAAUUAUUAUUAAACAAAAAUUAUAGUACCGGUGAUAAAUUAGUUAAUGUAUCGAAUUCAGCUUCAAAAGAAGAAUAUGAGGGAAAAGAACCUGAUCAAACUAAUUAUCUAACUAGUGUUCAUCGGAAUGAUCAAAAUUGCUUUAGAGAUGCAGACUUAUCCAAUUUUAACUAUAGGGAUACAAGUAAGGAAAAUGUAGAAAAUCAAACAGAAAACAAUUUCCAAAAUCAACAAUCAAAAUAUAAUUCUGAAGACGAAAAAAACAAUAAGGUCUUUUCACCGACAAAAUCAUUAUUAGAUAAUAUGGAAAUUGUCAAUUUUGUAAAUAAUAAUUCUAAUACCAAUGAUGGUGAUUAUUGUAAAGACAAAUUCAAUUCGGAUGAAAACAUUGUAACAUCGAAAUUAUGUAUACAGGGUGUUGAAAAACCCGGUGGAGAAUUAAUUCCUCUAAUAAAAAACAGGAAUGUUCGAUCCAUUAAAACAUACUCUAAAAUAAAGAAAACUUCAAAAAAGACCUGUAAUCAUAAUGUUACACAUUUAUUAGACUGUUUAGAGAAAACUGCUGAUAUUGAUUACAAAGUAAAUGUUUCUGAGACUGAUACCCAAAUUAUUAAGAAUGUUUGUAUUUGUAAAGAUUUCGGUGCUUAUAAUUAUUAUGAAUCAUCUAAUAAUUAUGAACACAUUCAUUUUUCAAUUCCGUCUAUUAGUCACUGCUCGCUAGACACUCUGUUCAGCAUUUAUGAAGAUGAAUACGAUGUAGUAAAAAGUAAAAAUGAACAAAAGCAUUUUCUGUAUAACGAGGAACUGUCAGAAGAGAAUUGCGUUAUAGAUGAAUCUUUUAAUAAUAAUAACAUUUGUUGGUAUCACAUUGAAAAUGUUUAUAAAAAUAUUAACUUUGAUAGUAACGAUUAUUUUACGACAUAUAAUAAGUACGAAAUAACUCAAAAUGAUGAAUCUUCAAUAAAUAUAGGCUUAGGAAAUCAUUUGCAUAUAAACGAGUGUAACAAAUAUGUUAACGGCAUAAAUAAGCAAUAUGAAAAUAUUAAGAAAAAAUGUAAACCAAGUAAUGAGUCUUCCAAAAUUGAUUAUUUGAAAAAAGAAACAACUGUUGAUGAAAAAAAUUUAAAAGCGACAGAGGGCUCCAACUCCAGAAAAAACAUGAUUUGUCAACAAAAUUUGGAUUCAAACAAAAAUGUAUCCAGGAAAAGAAAAAGAUCUUCGUUAAGCGAAUCAGAUAACGAUAAACAUUCUGCUAAAUCAGCAACCUAUACUCUUAGAUGCGAACCGUGUGGUAAAAAAGUAGCAAAGAUCGAUUGGGAGAAUCACAUUUCAAAAAGGCAUUGUUAUAUCGCAUGGACAGAAGGCCAAACCAUUAAUUUCGAAGAUAAAAAGUUGCUUUUAAAAUUAAAUCGAAGAUUAUGCGACACUGGAACGUUAGUGUGUACAUUUUGCGAUACUGAACAAAAUGUAUUAAAUAAGUUCAUUGACCAUGUUCAAAAAUGCAUAAAUAAAAGAUGUAAUAAAAAUAGUAGAACAACGAGAAGAUUUAAUAUCGACGAUGAAAUAGAUCAGUCUUCGUCUCGAAGUGUUAAUCGGUUAAUAUGUGGAGUGUGUCAGAGCGAGGUAGAGGAAAAUUUAUGGUUUGAACAUAUUGGUAAAGAACACAACUACCUAGCUUGGGAACAAGGAGCGCCGCCCCUGGAUUGCACGGAUGAAGAUAAAGUUUUAAACAUUUUAAACAUUACUAGGAAAACGAUUGGACGAUUGGAAUGUAGCAACUGUGGUGUUGCCCGUAAAUUUGUAAAAUCUUACAUAAAUCAUUUAAAGAGUUGUGCGAAUAUUGAAUUACUAUCACCCGACUCAACGGUAUUUAGAGAAAAUGAAAUCAAAUUUGAGAGUGCUAAGAGCAAAGUUAAAAUUAACACGGGGGGACCUAUUAAGUGUGGAGUAUGUCAUAUAGAUGUUGAAGAUGAAAAGUGGAUCGAUCACAUAUGCAAGGAACACUCUUACUUAGCUUGGAAGGAAGGAGAAACUGAAUUAAAUGUCAAUGAUGCUAAAGAAGUUUAUGAUCACUUGUACGAUUUAACCAAAGACAUUGAUGGAUUGAUUUGCCCCAAAUGUGGAAUUCGUCGUAAAUAUGUCAAGUCUUUUUUGACGCAUAUAAAAAACUGUAGCGAGUCCUCGAAUACCACUCUCGAUGGUGACGACAGUUGUAUGACUGACUUGAACGAUACAACGCCAGACGAGAAUCUUGAACCUGAAAAAAUUGUGAAGUGUGGAGUUUGUCAGAAGGAAUUGGAACAAAAGUAUUGGAUUAAACACAUUCAAAAGGAACAUGCUUAUAUAGCAUGGAAGGAAGGGCAAACAGCUUUAGACCUCGAAAAUCAUCUGGAGAUUUUGCAGCACUUGAAUGAUAUAAAUAAAAAAUAUAACGGUUUAGUUUGUAACAAAUGUGGCAUUGUCAGAAAGUAUGUAAAAGUGUUUUUAUCUCAUAUAGAAACUUGUGAUUCGACAUUUGUUUCGAAUUCAUCUCUGAAAGAGGAAGGGAUCAAAGGAAAUGAUUCUUAUGAAUGCGCUGUUUGCUCUGAAGUAGUUGAUCCAAAAGAUUGGAAAUCUCACGCUAUGAAGAAACACUAUAAUGUUGCGUGGGCUGUGGGGGAUUUCCCAAUAGAUGUUAAAAACCCUCAUGCAGUCGAAAAUUGUUUAAAGGAGUAUAGAAAACAUAAUAAAAAACUCGAGUGCCUACAAUGUGGUGUUGCAAGAGUGUCGAUUUUAGGUUUUUACGCGCACAUCAUACAAUGUGGGAAGAGCGAGGAGGAAGUAGAAGAGUUCAAAAACUAUUGUGAGAUAUGCAACAGUAAAUACUUGUGUAUUUAUAAAUAUCAACAUUUGCAAAUGCAUAAAGAGCAAGAGUUCGCGAAAGAGAGAAAAAAGGAAUUAGAGUUGAAGAUAAAAUUGGAUAUUAAUGGUGAAAUUAAAAAUGAACCCUUUGCGGAUGGCAGGCAGGCCGCUAAAAGAGCUCGGAAUGUCAUUGGAAAGUAUCAAAAGUUUGAAUAUAAUUGUACCUCAUGUGGUUUUGGAGCCGAUGAGGAGAAUGAGCUAGAAGAACACGAGUGUGGUAAAAUGAAAUAUAAAGACUUCAGCGAUUCCGAAACAUCCGUACACGUUGAUUCGUCUUCCGACGAAGACUCUGAUAUAACUGAAGUUGAUUCAAAUGUGUCCGCAUCAGAAAUGGAUUUAACAAAGGAAAAAUGGAGGAAGCACGGCGAAUCAAGAUCAUUCGCAACAAGAAUAAAACGUAUUCCGUUUGAAAUAAAAAAUCCGAAAGCCUUUUUGAAUCAAAGUGCAGAAGAAUUUCGUAGAAUACACUACACCAGUGAUACACUCUAUCCCCAAUGGCGAUACUGUAAAUACAAGAGUGUACCGGAUGAUGACAUAUGUAAAUACAUGCCGCCUUUAGAACAUUCCUGUAAACUUCUAAUGGGUCAAAAGGAUUGGAAAACCCUCAAUAAAUUUCAAGCUUCAAAGGAAACCGGAGGCUAUGCCAUGUUUGUGGGCGGCAGCAUUCAGUGCGUAUCGUGGGCGACGGGCGAGGCGGGGGAGGACACGGGGGAGGGGGGUGAGCGACACUUCCUGGCGGUGAGCUGCCAUAACGCGACCGACUCUCCGCGUCUGGGCAUCGCGCAAAUUCACAGCCAAGCCGGCAUGUUGCAGAUAUGGGACUUUGGGGAUAUGACCACUUGCGUUCCCAAAUUUGUGCUUGGAAUAGCUCACGAAUACGGCACAAUGUGGUCAAUCGACUGGUGUGCGUCUGGCGCGCGAGACAAUCUUCUAGAACAUUCUAAGACAUUCCAGAGGCUUGGUCUCUUAGCCGCAGCGUGCUCGAAUGGUUCGGCUUACAUAUUCUCCGUACCUUACCCGUCUACAAUAAUAGACAGUCAUAAAGUUGUAUACCAUUUAACCCCGGUGGCCGAGCUAAGGAUAAGCAGAGGCGAACGGAAUAAGUUCCAAGCAACUUCUAUCAGUUGGUCCUCUCAAAUUGGUCACUCGGUUGUUUUGGUCGGUUAUUCGGACGGAACAACGGCCUUGUUUGAUUUACAAGGCGACUCUCCUCUGUUGAAAGAAACGGAAGAUGGAGUUGAUAUAUUCUAUCCAUAUCACGACGAACGUUCUCAUAACACAUGCGUAACUGGCGUGAGCACGCUGGCGAGCGGCGUGCGCGGCGGCGCGUGCGUGGCGAGCAGCGCGUCGCCCACGGGCGCCGACAGCGCGCGGCGCGGCGUGGGCGCCGUCCGCCUGCGCGCCCACCUGCCCUGCUCCGCCGUCGAGCACACUCCGCACUGGCCCUCCGCGCUGCUCGCCGAGAACGACGGAAUCGUGACGCAGGCGGUGAACGAGCUGGACUGGUGGGGCUGGGGCCAGCGGCUGGGCGCGGUGCACGGCAGCGGCGCGUGCGCGCAGUGCGGCGCGCUGGCCGCUUUCGCGCCGCCGCUCCUGCGGCUCAUGACGCCGCACCCCGCCUUCUCGUCUCUUAACAAGGAGCCGGUGGCGUUUAUAAACAUGACGCCUCUUGCAAAGAAACGAACGAAACAGAAGACUGAUGAAUUAGCAAUCAAACUAGAACCGCGAACUUACGAGGACGCCGUCAAAACAUACGGAAUAGAAUUCAAAUUUAUCAGAGAACUUGACAAGAACUUCAUUCAACAGAUGAAUAAUAAGCCAAAGGAACUUUGCCACGAAAGGUUCCCGCUUAGCGAUAUACCGUCGAUGGCUUUCAAUCCUUCGCCGCGACAUCACAAGAAAAUCGCUUUGGCUACUCACGCUGGCCUUAUAUUUGUGGUAACCGUAUGAUGCUUAUUUAUGGAAUUACAAUAAAUUAUUCCAAUACUGUUAUUGUUCAAAACAAAAUAUAUAAGUGAUAUAUAAAUAUAUUAUUAUGUAAAGUAUAUGACUUUUUAUAACGGCUGCCUCUUGGAUUUCGAUUACAUUGUAUUUAUUCGAUCCGUACAAUUUGGCAUUUUAAAUACUAUAUACAUAUAUAAAUAUGUGUUAAUCUUUCAAUCGCGCAUUAUUACAUUAAGUAAAUAUAUUUUAAGCCGUUAUCUUCUAGCAUAUGCUAAUAUAUUACAAUGUAAUGUACAUAUAUAUAUGUACAUAUGUAUAAUAUAAGUGGCGUAGCGUUUAUUUUAGUAAUCCCCGGGGUUUGGGCAAGUUUUGCCGUUCUUAUUUAUGUAUUUAAAUUCAAAGCCUCAAAAAUGUACAGCAUUUCUAAAUAAUUUUUCGGCAAUAGAAAAUUUAUAAAUGUACAGAUUGAAAGUAAAAAAGUUAUGUACUUAUGUAUGUUUUGUGAAAUAUAAAACAUUUGUUCCAAAAGUUCUUAAUCGUUUGCCAUUUAAUGAUUUAUAGUUGUAGUAUUUUUGUACUAUCUGCGACAAGAUUAAGUUUCUGUUUCAUACAAUACGUAUGAGAAGAGAAUUUAAACACAAAACAAUUUAACAACUGGAUUGUUACGUAACGUAUUUUAUAGAAAAAAACACAAUUUUAAAAACAGUUUGUUGUCAUUUUAUUUUUUCCUUUGCCACAAGGUUUCGCUUUUUGUUGAGAAUAGUCUGUCCUGUUUGGUAUAAACUUGGUUUUGUAGUGUUAUUUAUUUUAAGAUUUUCACGAAGUCCUAAAGUAUGUUUAUAUUCUCAAACAAACGACAUUUAUUAAUAUUUUCAUCCUUAGCUCUUAUUUAUUAAAUACUCCAACUGUAUAAUUCAUAAUCUAACUGUUGUACAUUUGUACAACAUUGGCACAAUAGUAAUAAAUAGUAUUGCCAGUCACUCGAGCGGCUCUCAGUUAAUGAAAGGGGAUUCCCCAGUUCACACUGAAUAAAUAAUAAAGAGUUCCGUGCUCAUAAUAAUCUUUCUGAAUUGCAUGAGCAAAAGAAACUAUAUAAUGGUUAAGACUUUUAGUAUGUGACAUAUUUGCCGCCUCUGUGCCACCCGCUAUCCGCUACGCCACUGUAUAAUAUGUAAAAUAAAAACAUUUAGUUUUAAUUUUUUUUUUUUUUCAAUAUAUUUAUUGAAGUGACUGAUCGUGUUAAUAUAUUCGUUUUAUCUGUCGUUAUGAUAAAUAAAUAUAACGUUAAAUUCAAAGUUUUUAUUGAUUUAAAACUGGCUAGUUUUAGUUUUUGUAAUUGUUGUAUAAAUGUAAGUUAUAUUUAAUUUUGUAGAUUUGUAAAUAAGACUAUGACAUCUUGAAUGUAAAGGUAUAGUGGAGGUGGAUUGUAUGACAUUUUAACAUUUUUUUUAUUGGCUUUGAAUUGUUGUGAUUCAUUUUGGAGGAUAUGCUGCUCAGUGCUACAAGCGCAAGUUCGUAUAGCUUAUAGACGCUUUGAAUUAUCUUUUAAACUAAUAUCGAAUGUCUAUGGGCCCUCUGCCCAUGGACAUUCUAAAACGUCAGACUUAGCAUUGCGAUUGUACAAAUUCUUUUGUACCAUUCGGUAUAACAAAAAUGGGUAGAUUAAUUAUGUAUUCAAAUUAUUACUUUUGAUACGAAUGUCGUAGGUACAACCAAUCAUUUAUUUGACUUAUUUAGCCUAAAAAUUAUAAUUAUGUUAAAAGAUUUCUUAUUUACCUGUUCGUUCAAAUUAUGUGUUAUCUGAAUACACGUUAUACGAGAAUUUGUGGGCGAAAAAUCCAAUAGCUUUUUAUUGACCUGACUCAAGAUUCGAUUCCUUUAUGUAUUCAUGGCAUUUUUUAUGGUUACAUAACUUAUAUCAAUUAUAUAUUAAUAUCAGAGUGUUAAUCUAUUUGAGAUAUAGUAAUUUUGUAAACUAACAAGCUACUAUUUUUGAAUGAUAAUGAACAUUUGUUCAUUAUCAUUCAAAUAAAUUCCUACAUUUAUCUUCACGAAUAGCAUAAAUGCGAAAGUGAGUUUGUAUGUUUGUUACGUUUUCACGUCUUAACUACGCAAUCGUUCAUCAUGAAAUUUUGCGUGCAUCUGCACAGUGGUACAAAAAAGGACAUAGGGCAUCCAACAAAUGCCCCUUUCGGAAAGUAGUAAUUUUAUAUAUUGAGAGAAUACGGAAUUUAUGCCAGAUUUUUGGUUCGAAAAUCACAGGAAAAAUAAACAGUAUACAAAUAACAAUAAUUAUGACAUUUGUAUGUACAAAUUAUUGUAUAAUUAUAACUUAAAAUUAUGUAAAUUAUAUAAUUGUUUAAUAAUUUGUUUAUAAGUUUUGAAUACUACCACGAUUUGAUUUAUAAAAUCAUUCGUUUAAUAGUUACUUGUCACAUAAGUUGGUUGAACGUUGAUUAUUUUUAUCUUGUCAAAUAAUGUUACAUGGUUUCGCGUGUAUUUUUUAUCUUAAAUUUUGAUAUAUGUCCGGUAUUUUGUUCUGUAGUUAAAUCUUAUCUAUCGAUAUAUCGCGUAGUGAUGUAUGAUGCCAUAGUUUAUUUUAAACACAUCGAUAUAUAGAAUAAAAACUACGCGCAGAAUUAGUAAAAUUUUAAAAUAUACUUAUAUAUUUUUUAUGAUUAGUCAGCGUAUAGUGUUUAUUAAUCGUUGUGUAUAAAUUGGAAGCAAAAUUAUGAUAGUGAUAGUUUAUAAUAAAGGCUAAUAAACGCUACAACAGCUUAAAAAUUAAACAGAUUAUAUAUAAAUAUGAACUUCAUCUUAAGUCUAUGUUCCCAACACAUAAAACUGCAAAUAAUUAAAUAUAAUAUAUAUAGCCAUAAUUUUUUUUAAUUUGCUAUUUUAAUAUUAAAUUUAAUGUAUGGAGACAGAUUUUUAGCUUAAGGAGCAGGUUUUCCCGUGUAUCAGAGCGAGUUUAUCUUCUAGAUAUAGUAAUUUUGUAUACUAACAAAAUACCGUUUUAGUUAUUUGGACAAUCUGACUGAUCACUGAACGCUAUUUUUAAUGCGUCAUCAGCUCCUACAGAUCACCAUUUAGUUUAAAGAAAAAACAAUUAGUUAAACCGACUUUGGUUAACGUUUCAGAAACUGACAGUCUUUUUUUUGUCGACAAAAUUUCGAUUGAUUGCUUUGAUGUCUUCCACAUUUCGCUAUCUAAAGUUAUAUUAUGAAAAAGAACAAACAUAUCCGUUAUAUUGUUGAAAAUAAAUAUAACCAAUGUCAGUUAUCAUUCCACCUACCACUAUACGAACACGAAUUUUAUUAAACCAUUAAAAAAAACCUUUGAAUUUAUGUUCUUUCUCUCAAAAAUUUCACGUUAAGAAAAAUACUGUUUUGUAAAUUUUCUUUAAGUAAGACUUGUACUAGAUACUUAAUCAAAAAUUUAUUUUUAAAUGUAACCCAAGAUCACAUAUAUCGGACUUAAGUGAUAUUAAUAUAUUGUUUAACUAUGU
This is a messenger RNA of Nymphalis io (European peacock), 9738 nucleotides long. RefSeq lists its product as uncharacterized. Gene Ontology annotation, cellular component: transcription factor TFIIIC complex. The record is from RefSeq and is a predicted model, not a curated record. Gene Ontology annotation, molecular function: protein binding. The transcript is spliced from 27 exons. Gene Ontology annotation, biological process: transcription by RNA polymerase III. The coding region runs from base 342 to 6236 and encodes 1964 amino acids. NCBI's taxonomy places the organism in Eukaryota, Metazoa, Arthropoda, Insecta, Lepidoptera, Nymphalidae.